AUGGCAUCUGAAGAAGGUGGCAUACCAGUGGACCUGUAUAUAUAUGAUUUGACCAAUGGAUUAGCUUCUAUUCUCUCACCUACCAUCCUAGGGCGUCAGAUCGAGGGUGUAUGGCACACGGCGGUGGUGGUCUUUAACCGCGAGUACUUCUACGGUAACGCCGGCAUCAGCAGCUGUGCGCCGGGCAGCACGAUCCUGGGUCCGCCGCACAAGGUGGAGCGGCUCGGAACCACCUUCGUGCCCUACCCAGUGUUCGUUGACUAUCUGCAGGCGCUUUCCACCUCCACCUACAUGCCGUCGUCGUACCAGCUGUUGCAACACAACUGCAACCACUUCAGCGACGAGUUGGCGCAGUUCCUGUGCGGUGCGCGCGUGCCCAAGCACAUCCUGGAGCAGCCCGAACGCGACCUGACGCAGCCGCAGCGCCUCGCGCUCGCCUCGUUCCUCGAGCAGUUGGCGCCCGCUGCAGAGCAGGUUCGUCCUGCUGCACUUGUUGCACAGCGCUCGCAUUCGUUAUAUGACUCGACAACUACUGAAGAUGACUCGACAACUACUGAAGAUGACUCGACAACUACUGAAGAUGACUCGACAACUACUGAAGAUGACUCGACAACUACUGAAGAUGACUCGACAACUACUGAAGAUGACUCGACAACUACUGAAGAUGACUCGACAACUACUGAAGAUGACUCGAAAACUACUGAAGAUGACUCGACAACUACUGGAGAUGACUCGACAACUACUGGAGAUGACUCGACAACUACUGAAGAUGACUCGACAACUACUGAAGAUGACUCGACAACUACUGAAGUAGACUCGACAACUACUGAAGAUGACUCGACAACUACUGAAGAUGACUCGACAACUACUGAAGAUGACUCGACAACUACUGAAGAUGACUCGACAACUACUGAAGAUGACUCGACAACUACUGAAGAUGACUCGACAACUACUGAAGAUGACCCGACAACUACUGAAGAUGACUCGACAACUACUAAAGAUGACUCGACAACUACUGAAGAUGACUCGACAACUACUGAAGAUGACUCGACAACUACUGAAGAUGACUCGACAACUACUGAAGAUGACUCGACAACUACUGAAGAUGACUCGACAACUACUGAAGAUGACUCGACAACUACUGAAGAUGACUCGACAACUACUGAAGAUGACUCGACAACUACUGAAGAUGACUCGACAACUACUGAAGAUGACUCGACAACUACUGGGCAGAUUUUAAUUAAAUUUAUAUGGGACCAAACGAAAAGCACCAGCUCUCAGAUAAAAAGAAUCAUCACAAUCAUCCAUACUCCAUACAGAGAUAAGUUAUGA
Parnassius apollo (apollo) is the source of this 1332-nucleotide messenger RNA. The record is from the annotation of a GenBank genome assembly. Lineage: Eukaryota; Metazoa; Arthropoda; Insecta; Lepidoptera; Papilionidae.